Messenger RNA from Oldenlandia corymbosa var. corymbosa, 519 nucleotides. NCBI's taxonomy places the organism in Eukaryota, Viridiplantae, Streptophyta, Magnoliopsida, Gentianales, Rubiaceae. The record is from the annotation of a GenBank genome assembly.
AUGGCUUCUUCAGAAGAAUCAGCACUGAAAUCCACUCGGUCUCAAUGGUAUGUUACCGACCUCAGCAUUAGCUUGGAGUUCCACAACCACAACUUGGCCAUCGUUUCCGUCGUCGUCUUCGCCUUCGUCGUCCUCGUCGUCCUCCUGUUCUUCCAUUUCAUCCGUCAAUACCGCGAGUUAUCUUCCGGGCACAGAAGCCACGAGUUGCGAGUUGGAGGGAUCGCCGUUUCCGGCCGGGUUCCGAAUCGGAAUAAAGGGCUCGACGAAGCCACCAUUAACAGCUUGCCGACGUUCGUGCACACGCCGGAGUCGGGAGGCGGCGGCGCGGUUAUUAAAGAAAGUAGUGAGUGUUCCAUAUGUUUGGGAGUGUUUGAAGAAAAUGAAAAGAUAAAGGUGAUUCCAAAAUGUAUGCACGUGUAUCAUUUGGAAUGCCUUGAUAAAUGGCUGUGUAGCCAUGGAAAUUGUCCUCUUUGUCGAUCCACCAUCGAUUCAUCUCCUACUGAUCAAUUGCCUGCUUAA